Molecule: messenger RNA, 4678 nt
Organism: Poecilia latipinna (sailfin molly)
Lineage: Eukaryota; Metazoa; Chordata; Actinopteri; Cyprinodontiformes; Poeciliidae
Gene: valopa
Product: vertebrate ancient long opsin a
Exons: 5
Coding region: 402-1565 (387 amino acids)
Biological process (GO): visual perception; G protein-coupled receptor signaling pathway
Cellular component (GO): membrane
Molecular function (GO): G protein-coupled receptor activity
Source: RefSeq, a predicted model, not a curated record
CAGGAGGAGCGUCUGGGCUGGAUUCAGCUGCCCUGCCGCUUCUCCUCAGGGCAGCAGCAGUGGUGCAGGCGCUGCCUCUAUAUAAGACCCUCCAAGAUGCCUCCCAGAUCGCUUCCUCCAUCAUCAUCGCCUUUGACUGCACCUCACACCUUCUGCUCCAGAGCCCCACUUUUACAGUAGCGAAUGUUUGGUUAAGUGGAGCGGAUUUGUCCGUCUGUGGCGCUUUUUGCGAUGUCCGGAUUGCAGCAGAAGUUUGUGGAAGCGGAGCGCCGGAGCGCACAGGACGCGCGGCGCAGCCUCCGUCUCCAGGAGUGACUCCGGAGGGAAGUUUUUGAACAUGGGGAAAGGAGAGCAAGCGGGAUUUUCCACCCUUUAAGGCGUCACAUCCCCAGGCGUGGACAAUGGACACCCUGAGCCUGUCAGUGAACGCGGUCUCCUCCACCGUGGCAGCGGAGCUCCCCACCACCGACGACCCGUUCAGCGGACCCAUCAAGAACAUCGCGCCGUGGAACUUCACCGUCCUGGCCGUCGUCAUGUUCGUGGUCACCUCGCUGUCUCUGACCGAAAAUUUCCUGGUCAUGUUUGUCACUUUCAAGUUCAAGCAGCUCAGACAGCCGCUGAACUACAUCAUAGUUAAUCUGGCCAUCGCGGACUUUCUGGUGUCCCUCACCGGCGGACUGAUAAGUUUCCUGACAAACGCCCGGGGCUACUUCUUCCUCGGGAGGUGGGCUUGUGUCUUGGAGGGCUUUGCCGUCACUUUCUUUGGGAUCGUGGCCCUGUGGUCCUUGGCCGUCCUGUCCUUUGAGCGCUUCUUUGUGAUCUGUCGGCCGCUGGGGAACAUUAGACUGCAAGCCAAGCAUGCCAUCCUGGGCCUGCUGUUCGUGUGGACGUUUUCCUUCAUCUGUACCUUCCCUCCUGUUCUGGGCUGGAACAGAUACACUGUGAGCAAGAUCGGAACCACCUGCGAGCCCGACUGGUAUUCAACCAACAUAACAGACCACAGUUAUAUAAUAACUUUCUUCGCCACUUGUUUCAUUUUACCACUUGGAGUGAUUUUCUUCUGCUAUGGGAAACUCCUCAGGAAGCUCAGAAAGGUAUCUCAUGGUCGUCUGGCAACUGCCAGAAAGCCCGAGCGGCAGGUGACCCGUAUGGUUGUGGUGAUGAUUGUGGCGUUCAUGGUGGGUUGGACCCCUUACGCAGCCUUCUCCAUACUGGUCACAGCUUAUCCCACUAUUGAGCUUGACCCAAGGGCGGCUGCCAUCCCGGCUUUCUUCUCCAAAACAGCCGCCGUUUACAAUCCAAUCAUCUACGUCUUUAUGAACAAACAGUUCAGGAAAUGCCUGAUCCAGCAUUUUACCGGCAUGGGAACCAUCCCAGAAAGCAACAUGAAUCAGACCACAGAGCGACCCGGAAUUACUGCCGAGAGUCACACGGGGGAAAUGUCUGCCAUCGCAGCCCGCAUCCCUGUAGGCGGCACCGUGUCUCCCAGAUCCGAUGACUCCCCAACUGACUGUGGCUCCUUUGCUCAGCUUCCCAUCCCAGAGAACAAAGUGUGCCCAUUGUAACUGCAAGCCUUCUUCCAUUAGGUGUCAUUUUUCUCCCUAAGAGUGAAUAUUACCAGUCUGUCAUCCAGCUACAGUGUGCUUCAGAAACUCUGUGGACGCUAAGAGAAAUUCAGAUAAUUAGUCAAUGUCUUGGCUAUACUUUGAGGGCACUGGCACUUUUGAAGAACCUUCAUUGUUCUCUGGAACUGUGGAAAAGUUUUGUGCUUUAGCCUGUUUUGGUAGUUUGUUAUAUUUUGUUUAAAAUAGGGCCAGAAAACAGCAGUAACAGAUAUAUUCAGCCUUUGCCCUGUAGGCCACUUGUAAAUACUCAAUACUCUCUCUCUUCUUUUUCUCCUUGUCCCUGAUGCACUUCCUGUUUAUGAAUCACAUCAGUGGGCACUUCAAUUCAACUUCAUAGUGCAGCAGUGGACUGAAAAAUCUCGACAUCAGUAAGUUAAGGACUGGUCAGUGUAUUUCAAAAACCACAGUGCAUCCAGGCUUUCAUCUUGUCCUUGCCCUCUCCUUUGAAGCCCCGUGAUAGCGUCUGCAUAGAAAAUGUUGAUUUCCUAUGCUGUUUUCAGUGUUUGCUUUGGCAGCAAGCUUCAGUCAGAUGUUGUGUCAAAAGCACGAAGCGGUCUUUGAAUUGGGAGUUCUUCUAUUUUUUUUAGUGUUUAUUGCACAGACUAGUUUGGGCCAAGGCUUUCAUCUUUAUUGAGUAUGGUUGAGUUGUCUCACCAGUCCGCCAUUGUUUCUUUUGCAGUUCUAGAGUCAAAGUAUUAAUGAGCUGCUAGCAAGAGAUCAGGAAAUAUGCAACACCGCAUAUGAACAGCACUUGUCUAACAAGAAGCUCUAAACACUUACUGGCCACUUUAGUACCCAGAGUCUUUUAUUAAUGGAACUGUAUGAUUUGUGAUUAAUUUUUCAAAUUGAGGUACCAGCUGUUCUUCAGGAAUCAAAUGCCAAGCACUUUCCAUCUGACAGCUGUUGUAGCCAAAACCAGAACAAGUAAAACUACCAAUAACCCAACACAGUAAUUUAAUGCAAAAAUAUUUCUACUGCAGCAGACCUGCCUAUUUUCUGGACAAACAGAUACAGAUACUCUGUGGUACUUCUCAGUACCACAGAGUAUCUGCAGGUUUCAACAAUUCAAAUUUAAGACUUUUUAAAUGCUGCUUUGAAAGAAAAAUGGCAUAAAUACCACUUUGAAUAAAAUUUAAGACCAAAAAAAGCUAUAAAUAUAUGGGAUGGUCUGGGAAUCCUGUUGAAUUACAAUCAAGCAUAGCAAAAUCUUUUACAUUUCUGGGGCCUUUUUGUGGCUCUUGGCAGCAUCUUUGUGCUUCUUGUCCUCACAAUGCAAAUGUUUUUGUUUUUUCACAGAAUGCACCUAGCCAAAUAUGGGUUGGCAACAGAAGUGACCCAGAGGCCACAACUAAUAUUAUUUGUUGUGGCUGACCAACGAUAAAUUUUACGCUUAAAGGGUUCAACACAUGCAGAUUGACGCUACUCCCUUUCCAUUAAUUUCCUAUAAGAUUUAUACAAUGAGGGGAAAGUCGUUUGCCCUCCUGCAGCCAAGCAUCUGAUGACAUGCAUGUGAAAUUUUGCUCAUAAAUGUAGAGGUGACAAGAUCAAAGAUUUUCAACUUUUGUCACAGAUAUCACUAUCGCUAUUGUUAGGUUUCACCCCAUCAUUCGUCCAUCACCUAUGACAGACAUAAAAAGCUAACUAGCUAGCAAAGGUGUAUUAGCAACUAGUUAGCGGUAGCCUCAAUCCAAACUGAUUGCUACAGAAUGAAAUGAAGAUGUCGACGCGCAACUCGAACUUCUGCCUGCUGGAAAAGUCACACAAAAAACUAUAUGAGAAUAUACAAAAGGAAAUAGUUAUUUCAUGACAACAUUUAAAACUUGGGAUAGACGUAUAUAAAGCUAGCUUGUGAAUUUAAGAUUUUUUAAGACCUUAAUUUUAGAUGCAUGAAUUUAAGACUAUGUAAAAUGCACAGACACCCAUUACCAACUGAGUGUUGUACAAAUACUUUAGCCUUCCUGACUACUCUUGCUCAGCAUGUCCAUUCCUUCAUGAUCCACUUGUAUCCAACAUCUGGCAUCUCCUUCCACCAGGUAACAAAGCUCAAAUCAUUUCUUGGACAACACAGUUUUUUCACUGUACUCCAAUGUUCUCUGCAGUCACUGAAUCCCAGUCUAACACAACUCCUUUUGGAUAUCGAGCUGACAAAUCUACAACAUGUCUGAUGCCAACAUCUCAAAGUGUUGACAAUACCUUGCUAAAAGUAUGUCAAAUGUAAUAAAGGCAAUUGUAAGGGCCAAACUGUGUCAAACCCACUAUUAGCACCGUGUUCCCUGAAAGUUGGGACACCGUGUUGCUAAGUGUAGUCACUGUGACAAAAAUGCAGUGGACUAGGGUUGCUUUGAUAAUUAGCCAUAAUUUCUAUAUUAAGCAAAAAUCAACAGCAAUACGGAAGUCAAAUGAUGUCCAACAAACUAGCACCGAAGCUUUAGCUACAACAGGUGUAGCAGUGAGUGUUGCUAAUUGCUGGACUUUGUGUUGCAUGUUUGUUUACUGUUAUUUGGUAUAUGUCAAUCACUGUUAUCUGCUGCACAAUGAUACUCUAUGUAUGAACAAUAUAACAUUAUGGUGUCUGUGUGUCCCAGUCAUGUCAGACAGUUCUAUUCAAAAUCACAUUAUGAGGGUGUGUACAUCUGUGCUAUACUUAUUGUAAUACAUUAAUGUAAUCAUAACAGUAUGGGGCCCUGGUGAUCACAAAUGCUAAGUUUGGUGACAUCCUUCAAUAAUAUUACCACAGUACUCUGCGUGUCUCUUUUGAAAUGGGUAAAAGCGGUUUUAAAUGAUCCAAACAACGUUUAACUAAUGUAAAUGAUUUUUGUUUGCUCCUUUGGGUGUUUCAGAGUAGAGCUGCUACUCCUGUGCAUCUACAGGAGUCAGAGACUGAAUCUUGACUUUAGGAUGCUCCAUCUUCUUAGUGUAACCACUUUGCCCACCAGAAAUGUUGUAAUGUUCACAUAAAAUGUCAAAUUUGUAUUCAAAAUGUACCGUUUGCAUCAUUGUUUUUCUCAAAUCUCAAAUUACAGUUUGCUCAUGCUGUUUGUUGAUUCUCUCCU